GUGCAAAUAUCGGAUCUCCCUGAUGUGUCUGAUCUCGUUUGUAAGUAUAAUGUGGAUGAAGAAUCUAAGCUGUUUCUUGCUCGUUGGCAUGCCGAACAUGAUGUGGCUGACGCUUCUGCCACACCGAAACCUUCAGCUCUGAGUGGAUAUCGCGAUACGGCCGAGCUCGUUAUAUGCCCUGUCACUCUGCAGUACAUGACGGCAGUACUCAAUAAGACGGAUCUGAACUAUGGACGAUACGGAUUUCAUAAUUUCUAUCGGAUAGAGCUGAUGAAACGACGUGACACGGAUCUUUGGAUUCUGUUCACGAAUUGGGGACGAAUUGGUAUGGGUCGAGGCGAAUAUCAAACCACACCAUUCAGCACUCUUGACGCAGCAAUGAAAGAGUUUAAAUCUGUGUGGCGAUCGAAGACAGGGCAAGAUUGGGGACCAUUCUCACAGUUCCAGGUUCUACCCAAGAAAUAUCGCUUGGUAGAGACCACCAAGAAAGUGAACAACCUCUCUGAGAUUUCCCUCCAUUUCGUUGAAAACAAGGAGGAAUCUCUUAUCAGGAGAUCAAUACAGGAUAUCAGUAAUGUGCAGAAAUUGAAAUGUUACGCGAAAGAGAUGGAUCGAUCCAUGGCAUGUCCAUUCGGCCAUAUCAGCGAGGCGGCAAUCGAGAGAGCUCGCGCCAUACUGGACGACUGUGAGAAGAACGUGGAUGAGCUCGAGAAGGUCUUAGCCAAGGAGAACCACACUGAUGUUGAUGUGUUACAAGUUUUCGAGACAAGUGUAAGUUUGCUGCCCAUUUUGCGAUUCGCUAACCUUAUCCUCUUCAUAUGGGCCAGAACUUUCAGCGAACCCUUUCUGGCGAAUUUUACAACACGUUCCCGAUCGCAGAUUUUCGAAUACGGCACAGUGAAGAUCUUCGAUACUAAAGAUGACAUUAAUCGUGCUCGCGAAACUUUGAAUCGUAUGGCUGAGGUCGAAGUAGCAACACGUCUUCUCACUGGCGCUGCCCAUCGGAAAGACGUUGAUAGAAUCAGCUACAUAAUAGCAGCGUUGGAAUGCCGGUUCACUGAGAUGAGUCCGACGGCCGAUAUGAGCCAAAAAAUACUUCGGUAUAUCCACGUGACGGGCGGUUCUUGUUGGAAGAUCAAGGGAAUUCUGGAAAUAACCCCACGAGAAGCCACUUUGAACUUUGGUGAUUUCGUUGAUGACGACAAUCAAAUGUUCCUUUGGCAUGGCACGAAAGCUGUGAACUUAAUGAGUAUUCUGAAGGAUGGCUUUCUCGUGAAUCCGCGUAACACCAUCAAUUACGGGGUAUCUAUUUGGCGGAUUCGUUCGAGAAGAGCUCGCAUUACUGUCAGUCGUCUGCUAAUGGUUCUAAACUAUAUGCUAUUGUGCCGAGUAGCGCUAGGAAAGUGUUACACAAAGAAUUCAUGGAACCUUCAGUGGGGUGAAGAUAUGCCAAAAGGCUUCGAUUCGAUACACGUGGUUGGUCAGAAAUACCCGCAAUCGUCCAUUACUGAAAACGGUAAGCACACUACUUCUGAAAAUUUU
Messenger RNA from Ostertagia ostertagi, 1542 nucleotides. The record is from the annotation of a GenBank genome assembly. NCBI's taxonomy places the organism in Eukaryota, Metazoa, Nematoda, Chromadorea, Rhabditida, Trichostrongylidae.